Molecule: messenger RNA, 732 nt
Organism: Aspergillus versicolor CBS 583.65
Lineage: Eukaryota; Fungi; Ascomycota; Eurotiomycetes; Eurotiales; Aspergillaceae
Exons: 1
Coding region: 50-565 (171 amino acids)
Source: RefSeq, a predicted model, not a curated record
CCCGUCCCCAAUACAUGUUUCAUUUUCAAAUAGUAUUAUCAACCGCACAAUGGCCCAUCUAGCCCUGCCACCCGCACUAGCCGAAGUAGCCGCCCUCGACUUCUCAUCAACAUCCCACGGCUGCGACUUCGAACCCUACACCAAGUUCGAAUCCCCCGAGGAAACCACAGCCUGGUUCCGUCUCUACACCGGCAACGACGCCGCAGACGGUAGCCAAUUCCGCAUCUUCGGCACCACAGGCGCAGGCGACUACAUUGGGUUCUGGCUCGUGCAACCCGAGCCUGAGAUGCCAGUCACCGCGCAGCCUGUCGUCUACUUUGGAUCCGAGGGGGAGCUCAGCGUGAUUGCUCGAGAUCUUGGGGAUUUUCUCUGGAUGCUUGCCAAUGGGUCGGGCCCGACUGAGGCGCUUGAAGAGCCGGGUAGGGUGACGGAGCCGAAUGAAGCGUUUUGUGCUGUUGCGGAGAAGUAUGCGCCUGGUGGGGGAAGGGCCACGGCGGAGAUUCUGGCUAUGGCCAAGAAGGAGUAUCCAGGAUUUGCGCGAUAUGUUGAGGAGUUGUGUCGGUGAGAAAGGGCUUAUAUAUUGGGGUGGAUAUGGAUUUUUAUCUUUACCGUACUCCCAACUGGAUAUACUAGGAAUUUGUGUUAGCUAUGAACUGUGUCUUUUUUUACAGAGACUGUGUUAAUUUGGUCUAAGUGGGUCAGAACUGGUACCGUGUUUGCUUUACAUUCACC